This is a messenger RNA of Ceratotherium simum simum (southern white rhinoceros), 3018 nucleotides long. RefSeq names its product FASTK mitochondrial RNA regulator 1 (gene FASTKD1). Gene Ontology annotation, biological process: mitochondrial RNA processing; regulation of mitochondrial mRNA stability. NCBI's taxonomy places the organism in Eukaryota, Metazoa, Chordata, Mammalia, Perissodactyla, Rhinocerotidae. The record is from RefSeq and is a predicted model, not a curated record. Gene Ontology annotation, molecular function: RNA binding. Gene Ontology annotation, cellular component: mitochondrial matrix; ribonucleoprotein granule.
CUUCUGGAACAUGUAGUGUGUGCCUUCCGCCGUGCACGCUGCGCUAGGCCGGCAUUUUUUCCUGUUUUGGGCACGGAGACCACCAGAGGAAAGAAGCUGUAUAUUGGAAUGGGAUUUGGAGUCAUCAUAAUGGAAGCAAAAUACAUGAAGGAAAAACAAUUAUUUUUAUACCAGCAUACUGCACCUGACUGCUAUUUGCAAAUGGUUUUCUUUGCCUAAGAAAAUUUGUGAUGUAAAUGAAAAGAUACCUUUUUUCUAGACUCAUUGUUAGUUAAAGUAUGCUGCGCCUAAGAGCUAUUUGUCCAUUCUCCUGGAGAGUGUUUCAAUUUCGACCCUUUAGUUGCGAACCGUUAAUUAGCCAGAUGAAUAAGUGUACAGAUGAAGAGCAAAUAUUUGAUCUUAUUGAAAAAAAUAAAGCCAUACUUUCAGAAAAGCAAUUGGGAUGUGCAUUUAAUGUACUUUGGCAGUUUCAAAAGCAGAAGACCAGCUUGUUAAAAAAAGUUGAAUGUGUCAGAGGCCAUCCCCAAUUUCUUACUCUGCGCAAUUUAACUACAAAUAAAAUGGAAUUCAUGAAUGAUGAUACCCUGGUGAAUGUGUUGUACAUCACACAACAGUUUGCCGUUGAGGCCCAUGACCCGCUAGUUGAAGCACUAGUUACAGAAGCAUGGAGAAGGCUGGAAAGGUUUGAUAUUGAUGUGCUGUCAAAAUUUUCCUCUUGCCUAGCAGAUCAACACUUACAUUUGAGUCCAUUAAUGGGAAAAAUAGCUGAUAUUGUAAAUAGGAACUUGGAAACCAUACAGGACUUAAGGUCCUUGUCUGUUUUGAUGGUCAGCAUAUCUUCUUUAAUAUCACAACGUUUUCAAGAACAAUUAGUGAACAAAACAGAGCUUCUUUUUGACACCGUAGAUUCUUCCCAAGUCUCCAUUGCAAGAAGAAUAGUACAGUUUCUUCGAAAUAUUAAAUAUAGUUAUUACCCACUAUUAGAAAAGUGUAAUGAAGUGUUUUUAAGCAAUGUGAACCACCUUGAUUUGGAAUCCAUCAGUAAAAUACUUAAUCUUUACCACUCUCUACAGUUUCAUAAUUUUGAAUUUAUUAUAAAGGCUAAAAAGAGGCUAACUGAAAUGAUUCCUCUGUUUGACCACCCUGCUAGUUUUGUAAAAUUAUUUGUAGCAUUGGGACCCUUGGCAGGACCUGAAGAAAAGAAACAACUUAAGUCGACUAUGUUAUUGAUGUCAGAGGAGCUAACCAGCCAGCAAGCCCUGGCAGUGAUGGGAGCAAUGGAGGAGAUGGAAAGCCGAAAUUCACGUCUGAUUAAAAAAAUUGCUUCAAUUCUCCAUAAACAUUUGGAUAGCUAUAAACCAAUAGAGUUAUUGAAGAUAACUCAAGCAUUGAUUUUUCUACAUUUUCAAAGUAAAGAGCUUUUUGUGAAACUCAGAGAAUUACUACUUAGUUAUUUGAAAAUUAGUGUUGCACCUAGUGAGAUUUGCAUCUUGGUCUGUGCUAUUUCGAUGCUUCCUUCUCCUCACCUAGAUGAAGCGGGAAUAUCUCGAAUUGAAGCAGUUUUGCCACAGUGUGACCUAGGUGACCUGAAUGGUUUUGCCACAUCUGUUUUAAGAUGGAUUCAGUAUGAUCACAUGUAUCUGGAUAGUAAUACUGGGAAACAGCUGAAACUACUUCAAAAAUUAGAUCACUAUGCUCAUCAGAGACUACAAAAAUGCAACAAUUUGAAUCUGUUAUGGGAAGAAAUUAAAUCUUUAAAAGGAGACUGGUUUGCUGAUUCACUCCUUGAAGAAACAGUUGCUACUUUACAGCAUUUGAUGGAUGAAAUUAAUCACAGAAAUGUUGCAAGAAUUGCAUCUUUUAUUUCUAGAACUAACUACCUCAAUACUUUGCUACUUGAUAGGAUAGCCUCAGUGGUCAUUCAGCAGAUUGAAAAGAUCCAUCCUUUUGCGAUCCUUGCUAUUAUUCUUCCAUUCAGCAUCUUGAACUAUGAUCCACCUCAAAGGGAUGAAUUUCUCAGAACUUGCAUUCAACACCUUAAUUCUUACCUAGAUUCAUUGGAUCCUCUCAUAUUAGUGUUUCUCGGUUUCUCUUUGGCUACCCUUGAAUAUUUUCCGGAAGAUCUGCUAAAGGCAAUUUUCAACAUCAAAUUCUUAGCCAAAUUAGAUUCUCAACUUGAACUUUUAUGUUCAUCUCUAAACAUGAGGGUCCAGUUUCGUCUUAUGGAAUUAAAUAGAGCAGUCUUCUUGGAAUGCCCUGAGUAUCAGAUUCCAUGGUUUCAUGACCGCUUCUGUCAACAACAGUAUAAUAAAGAUAUUGGCAGCAUGAAUGGAGCACAACAGCAGAUUUAUAAAAUGUUAGGAGAGGUCCUAGGAGGAAUCAAUUUUGUAAAAGCCUCGGUUCGUACACCUUAUUACCACACAAUAGAUUUUGAGUGUAUCUUGGAUAAAAGAAAAAAACCUCUUCCUUAUGGAAGCCAUAAUAUAACUUUGGGAAAACUGCCAGAAAUGCACUGGGGAUCAAAUACCCAAAUAGUUGGAUCAAGGCUGCCACCAGGAGCUGAAAGGAUUGCUUUGGAAUUUUUGGAUUCGAGAGCUUUUUGUAGAAACAUCCCUCACUUAAAAGGAAAAUCUGCUAUGAAAAAACGACAUUUGGAAAUUUUGGGCUAUCAUGUAAUUCAGAUCCCUCAUUUUGAAUGGAACUCUAUGGCACUGUCAACAAAGGAUGCUCGGAUGGACUACCUGAGAGAACGUAUAUUUGGAGAAGGCAAAUCAUGCUUGUAGUUUUUAUUUAAAAUUAGUUAUCAUGAUGUGUCAUAUCUGAACUUACUUUAAUUAAGUGGCCUGUCUCAAUUGAAAAAUAAUAUUGUAGAAUUGACUGAUUUUAAGGUCAAUUGAAUACCUAUUAAAAUAAACAGACAUUUUACAAUUGAAUACUUUCUCUACUAGCUACUUGGGAAAUUGUUUAAAAUUCUUAAAAGACAUGUAGCUUUUAAGAAACUUAAAUAGUUUACAGUUC